This is a messenger RNA of Pelobates cultripes (western spadefoot toad), 279 nucleotides long. The record is from the annotation of a GenBank genome assembly. NCBI's taxonomy places the organism in Eukaryota, Metazoa, Chordata, Amphibia, Anura, Pelobatidae.
AUGACGUCACCAGCAGACUCAACCUGCCCCUCCUCCGAAGAUAAAAUCCUCAAAGCCCCUGAUGACAUCCCGAGAUCGGAGAGCUCAAAACUAUGCUCACUGAAGGAAGACCUUCAAGCCCCAGCUACAAUGGGCGAUAUCCAAGCCCUGAUGAACAACAUCAGAGCCUUCUUUAACGCAGGCGUAGACAUCACCAGGGAAGAUAUUUCUAUGGUCACGGCCAAAGUGCGAGGAGCCGAGGAGUCCGUCACCUCUGUGGCCCAACGCCAAGUACGCUAA